Ipomoea triloba (trilobed morning glory) is the source of this 546-nucleotide messenger RNA. RefSeq lists its product as uncharacterized. The record is from RefSeq and is a predicted model, not a curated record. Bases 1 to 546 code for a protein of 181 amino acids. The transcript is spliced from 3 exons. Gene Ontology annotation, biological process: response to light stimulus; photosynthesis, light harvesting in photosystem I. Gene Ontology annotation, cellular component: chloroplast thylakoid membrane; plastoglobule; chloroplast envelope. NCBI's taxonomy places the organism in Eukaryota, Viridiplantae, Streptophyta, Magnoliopsida, Solanales, Convolvulaceae.
AUGGGGUGUAGGGAGAUUUAUGAAGGGGGAGGAUGGGGUUUUGGGCAGGAAGAUGGAAGGGGGUUUGAUCCUUUGAGCAGUCCAAAGGGCAUCUACGCAUCCUAUUUGGCUAUUUGCCUCUUCAUAGCUUUUCUUCUCCUUUCUAUUUCUAUUCGUUACAGUCCUAAUGUCCUGGUUGGCUUAAAGAAAUGUUUUCCAGUAAUUCUGAUGACAUGGCGCAGUAAUAAGCUGAUGUGGCCUUAUUUCUCCGUCCAUAAAAACAGUAAAGAUGCACCUGGACCUAUUAUUGGAUGGGCGAUGUUGAGACCCCUGGGUUACCGUAUUGCUAGCGGACCCCUCGGUGAGAUCACCGACCCACUCUACCCCGGUGGCAGCUUUGACCCAUUGGGCCUUGUUGACGACCUAGAGGCUUUCGCUGAGCUCAAGGUCAAGGAGAUCAAGAAUGGCAGACUUGUCAUGCUCUCCAUGUUUGGCUUCUUUGUUCAUGUCAUUGUUACGAGAAAGGGCCCAGUGGAGUUAGUGUGGGCAAGAGAUUGCCAAGCCUAG